Molecule: messenger RNA, 1503 nt
Organism: Oikopleura dioica
Lineage: Eukaryota; Metazoa; Chordata; Appendicularia; Copelata; Oikopleuridae
Source: the annotation of a GenBank genome assembly
AUGUCUAACCCGUGUAUGAGUUCGUUACGGCGACAUGUCCCGCUGACUUGUCUGCAUCGAGGGCGAGUGGUGCGAGUACUCAGCCGACCGCUAGUUUCGACCUGCCAGUUGCGCGCUUUUGACAGAGGAACUGGGGGCGCUGACGGCGGAAAUGAUGGUAACAAUCACAAGUGCCCCGAUUGCGGAGCGCCCAUGGUCUCCAUCUCCAAGUUACAAAUUGGCGCGCGCUUUUUCGAAUGCAAAGUUUGCAAGAUGUACUACAAAUCUGAAACGCGACUGUACCAGCCGAACAGCCAGCCGCAGGAAACGAGCGAGGCAGGCCUAACAGAAGGAAAAACGUUUCAAGAAAUUCCGACGCCGAAAGAAUUCCACCAGUACUUGGACAGAUUCGUGAUCGGACAAGAGCCGGCGAAAAUGGAGCUCUCCACCGCUGUUCAUUAUCACUACAAGAGGAUACAGAACAACUUACAGUACAAGGCUAAUCAGGAGAAUAAGACCCAAGCGGCGGAGGGCGAAAUCGCGAGUGUUCUCAUUGACAAGUCUAAUAUUUUAAUCAUGGGCCCAACUGGCUCUGGAAAAACACAUCUAGUCCAGACGCUUGCAAAAUAUCUAGACGUCCCCUACGCCGUCGCCGACUGCACAGCCCUAACCCAAGCAGGCUACGUCGGCGAAGACAUCGAAUCGGUCAUUCAAAAGCUUUUGCAAAACGCUGGAGGAAAUGUAGAAAAGGCCCAGCGUGGUAUCGUUUACUUGGACGAGAUCGAUAAAAUUGCAGCAAGAAAGCUAUCCGGCGGUAACUUCCGCGAUGUUUCUGGCGAGGGUGUUCAGCAAGGACUGCUCAAAUUGCUGGAAGGGUCGGUUGUUUCUGUCAAAGAUCCGUUUAAAAAACCUGCAGCAGGAAAUAUUCAAGUGGACACUUCUGAUAUUCUCUUCAUCUGUUCGGGUGCGUUCACUGGACUGCCGAAGCUCAUUCAAAGCCGUUUGCAAAAGAAGUCUCUUGGUUUCACGACGAAGCCUCAAAAAGUCUCUCUCAGUAAAAAGUCCAAAAUCGCUGCGAUGGAGGAGCGCCACAAGGAAGAAGACGCAUGCAUGCUUAGGAUAGAGCCUGACGAUCUGCACAAGUUUGGUCUCAUCCCCGAGUUUGUCGGUCGCCUUCAAGUUCUUUGCCCGAUCAUGAACCUGACACAGGCGGACUUCGUCAGAAUCCUCAACGAGCCGGACAACGCGAUCGUGAAGCAGUACCGCUCGCUGCUCGCCCCUGUCGAGCUGGAGAUCACGGAUGAGGCGUUCGAGCGCAUCGCCCAAAUCGCCAUCGAACGCGGCACUGGUGCGCGAGGCCUCAACUCUUCGAUGCACAAUCUUCUCAAAACUGUAAAAUAUGAAAUUCCUGGCUCUGACAUUACCUCUGUUUAUAUUGACGCCGAUGUCGUUGAUAAAAAGAAAGAACCCGUGCUGACAAGAAGGGAACCUGAAGUCGAGGAGGAGCAAGCAGCGUCAGCCUGA